AACUGUUCGGGGAGGCAGAACUGAGAGAAUUUGGGAAGCCUUCUGUGCACAGCUGCUGCUAACAAAUGAAGACAGAAACUCCCUUGAAAGAAGAGUGCAUGGAAAAUCCUGCUAGGGAAAGAAGCGAGGUUCAUUUGUAUGUCCUAGCUCGCCUCUCAUGCAAGCCCUGAGUGUGAAACACAUCCGCAAGGGUAACAAUGGACAAGACAGAUGAUGCGCAGAUCUGCCAAGAUAAGURUGAAGAGGAUAUCCCGAAGAUUUCCCCCUUUGACUUUGUUAGAAAACAGUUCCAAGGGAAGAAAUCUUCUGGAAAAAGAAAAGRGCAGCCUUCAGGCAUCAGAMAAUUCUUCGGGGGCUUUGACUUUGGGAAAUUGGAAGCCAAGGAGAGAAGGGGGACUGAAGAAGUGGAAAUAAACAACUCUAGAGCUGAUGAUCAGAAUGAGAAGGAACAUCUCRCUAUAGAAGAUGGACUUUCACAUCUUAUUUCUAAACCAGAGUCACCGUCUGGUAAGCAGAGAUUUAACCAAUUCAUGCAGAAGCUGGGAAAGAAACCCAACAGCAAGAAUCUGGAUCUAAAUAAUUGUGCUUUAAGUGCAACAGAUGUAACAGAGCUAGCUUCUUUACUGCCAUUUCUUCCAAAGCUGGACGAGAUCAGCCUCUCCUGGAAUGGUGGUGUUGGAGGGUCUUUGAAAGCUCUCACUACCCAGCUCCAUCAUGUGAACCUAUUAAAAGUUCUUCGACUUAGCAGCUGCAGGCUGACGGCUGARGAUGUCACUUCCUUAGGAGAAGCAUUUGAAGUUGCUCCUCAGCUUGAAGAACUGGAUUUAUCGUGGAACAGUAACAUAGGUGGAAAACUAUCACUGCUGACAAAAAAGCUCCAGAAAGGUUGCAAGAUAAAAAUUCUGAAAAUUACAGAUUGUAACCUGACGGCAAAGGAUGGAGAAUCCCUUGCUCAGAUUCUAAAUGUCAUCUCAAACCUUGAAGUGUUAGAUCUGUCUAUCAACAAAAACAUUGGCUGCAGCAUGAAGAUUAUUGCACAGGAUCUGAAAAAUGUGCCAGGCUUGAAAGAGUUAAACUUGCAUAUGUGUGGAUUAAAGCAAAACGGCCUCCAGGGCUUAGAUGCUGCUUUACAGCACCUGCCAGAGCUGAGAAAAUUAGACCUGUCAUGUAACAAAGAGAUUGGUGGUGGCUUUAAAGACUCAACAGCUCAUUUGGCCAACUUGAAAAAUCUUGAAUUCCUUGAUCUGCACCAGUGCUGUGUAACGGAAGAAGACAUGACUAUUUUGUCCCAGGUGAUACCUUUACUCUCCAAUCUUCAAGAGCUGAAUUUAUCCUCGAAUAAAAAUGUAGGAGUCUCAUCUGAUCCUCUUCUCAGCAGGCUCAGAUUUCUACCAAAGCUGAAGUGUGUGGCCAUCAGCAAUUGCUGUUUACAAGAAGAGUCCUUCUCAUCACUAGCUGAGGCUGCCCUUCACCUUCCUGAACUGGAGAUAUUAGACCUUUCUUGGAAUAAGUGCGUUGGUGGGAACCUAAAGCUGCUUUUGGAAGUGCUAAAGCYUGCAACGGAGAUUCAAGUGUUAAGACUGAGCAGCUGUAACUUGGUGGCCGAAGAUUUGGCACUUCUAAUGUUACUGGCACAGGAUGGUCAUCUAGCCAGAUUACAGAAGCUGGACUUGAGCUAUAACGACAACAUCUCUGAUGAAGGGUGGUCUGUCUUCUGUAAAGGUUUGUCAGUGUUCAAAGGACUGUCRGAGUUAGAUAUCAGUCUUCGCCCCUCGUCUUGCCGUGACUGUGGGAUGUGGGUCGGUGAGUUGUUAGCAGCACUGACCAAGCUGCCAGCACUGGCGGAGCUGGGCAUGCAAAGAUGGGUCCUUUCAGAAUCACAACGGGAACGACUGGAAAGCUUUAAUCAAGACAACAAAAGAAGCAUUCGCUUUGACUGGUGAUGGAGUUCCAAGGCUCCUCACCCACACGUGAACACAGUAUUUUAUUUCUCUGAUAUUGAAAACUCUUCAUUUUCGGUCAUCUUUUUUUCUUGAGAGCUCUUGAAAUAGUUCCAAAAUUAUAUAAAACUGUUAUUUAAUCUUCCAAAUACAUGGAUCCUUAUAUUUAACAACAUAUCCUUUCCUGAUCUCUGAGCCACGCUCACAUUGCUACGCUGAAACACUACAUGGGCUGAAUUUAGGUGUUGUGUGUGCUGCAAUGUCUGAUGUCAAAGGAGCAGUGAACGUUUCAGACGGYGGCAGCCCAGGUGGCCAGCGGAGAUGAGCAGCUGUGCACUAACACAUAUGGGUGGGCAGUGUG
This is a messenger RNA of Nothoprocta perdicaria, 2301 nucleotides long. It is a transcript of the gene LRRC31, whose product is annotated as leucine rich repeat containing 31. Gene Ontology annotation, molecular function: protein binding. The transcript has 10 exons. Lineage: Eukaryota; Metazoa; Chordata; Aves; Tinamiformes; Tinamidae. The record is from RefSeq and is a predicted model, not a curated record. Bases 198 to 1943 code for a protein of 581 amino acids.